Molecule: messenger RNA, 894 nt
Organism: Prorocentrum cordatum
Lineage: Eukaryota; Dinophyceae; Prorocentrales; Prorocentraceae
Source: the annotation of a GenBank genome assembly
AUGCAAAGUUGGCGACAGGAUUUGCGUAAUGUUAAGGGAGUGGAGCAUGCAAGCUUGUUGCUCACCACUUGGAAUCUCUUGUCAGAGCCCUCUUACAGCGUAUGGCUGGCUAUGGCUGUAUACGAGUGCAUCAUGCUGCUCGAGUGCGUAAUGGCCCACUUAGUGUUUGAGUUCUUUGAAAAUGACAUCGGUGCGGAGAUGGACGCCAGAACAGGAGGAGUCGCGGCAGACUUGGGGGAACAAGAACACUAUGACGACAAGAUGUAUAGUGACACCGUACACUCGCAGCCGCUGCCAUUUACGCGCCGGAGCCUGAGGCAUAUCAUCAGGACUUUGAACUUCGCAUUUGUCAUGGACCAUUCGCGCUUUCGGACUGGUAAUCUUUUCCCAGACCUCGUCAUGUUGAACGAUUAUAAUGACGGGGAUACCGUGAAUAUCAGCAGCAGCAGCAGCAGUUCUGACUACGACUCCAGCGUCGAAGACAACAGCAGUGGCGGCGAUCCUUCGGAGUCUUCCAUAUCGCGCCGCUCCGUUUCUGUUGUGAUGGAGGCAAAGAGUCUGCGCAGUCUAGAGCGACACCGCACGAAGAAUCAUGCGAGCGAGGCCAAGUUGAGAGCCAGAGAGUGGUCCAACCAGAAGCGUCGUGAUUGGGUCGCUAGCAUCGCGGGCCUGAGACGGAUUGUUUUUGAGACCACCUACUCUCCCAUUACGAGGUCGUUGAUCCUCGGCGUAGCAAUUAUUAAAGUCCUCCUCCAUCUGUAUUGGCUCAGGUUCGUCGGAGACGUUGAUGAUCCGCAAGGCGUAGAACAUGCGACCCUGCAGACGCCCAUGUUAGUGGUCAUGGCUAAUUGUUUCUCAUCGUUCAUUGGGGCUGUACUACCGUGGGUUGGCUGA